Molecule: messenger RNA, 1870 nt
Organism: Geodia barretti
Lineage: Eukaryota; Metazoa; Porifera; Demospongiae; Tetractinellida; Geodiidae
Source: the annotation of a GenBank genome assembly
GAGCUCACCUUCCUUGUCCGUUGCAGUACCGUCGGUGCGCAUCAUUUAGAAUCAGGCAGCUGCUACGAGAAAAUGGCGGAGGGUGGUCCUCCUAGAGGGGCCACAGGGACGGGAGGUGGAGGCGGGCUGGGGGAGAAAGAAACCUGGGAGCUCUUCUCGAACUGGGUCUGCUGCGUGUGCGUCGUCACCUUCGACUUGGAGUUAGGCCAGGCUCUGGAGACUGUCAUACCGUCAGACUACAAGCUCUCCGACACGGAAAAGAGCAACAUCUGCUACCUGGCCUUCCCUGACUCCAACUCUGGAUGUAUGGGAGACACUCUGUUCCACAUCAGGAUCCGGUGUACUGGGUCUGGGACAGGUGGAACGGAUCUGAGACCAACCAACCACCACUACGGAGCCCCUCUCGUUCUCAUGGUAAUUGUACUUCACCCCAUCUUGUGUAACGACUCUUCUUCCCCUCUUGUUCUCAUGGUACACAUUCUUCACUUCUCACGGUGAACAACUUUCCCUCUCCACUUUCUCUAACAACCACUUAUCUCCCCGUCUCAUUUCUCAUAGUAUAAAAUUCACUUUCCUCUCUCUUUUAUUAUAGUGACCUGUCUUCCUUGGCAAGCUGGCUCUAGCUUUAUAAGUCUUAGCUGGUGAAUCGUUAUAGCUGAACCAAAUGAUUGUGUUCCCUCCUCAGCCUGAUCCUGCCUACUACUAUGGGUUUGUCUACUUCAGACAAGUGAAGGAUUCCGACAUCAGAAGAGGCUAUUUUCAGAAGUCAGUUGUUCUACUGACCAGACUGCCUUACAUCACUUUCUUCAACUUCAUUAUACAGAGGAUUGCUCCAGAGUACUUCACACACGGUCUAGCAUCACUUGAAGCAGCAUGUGGUAACAUGAACCAGUGGCCUCCACCAAGACCUGGUCAACAGCUACAUCUCCCUAUCCUCGGACAAAUCAUCUAUGUGAGGCUACCGACAAAGUCAGACAAGCCAGCUGCCAGAGACGGUGAGGGUCCAGUCAUCAAGAAAUCAUCUUCUGUAGUGGUGAUUCCGUCAGUACAUGACCUCAACCUCCACCAAGCACUGCAGCCAGUCCUCAACAACUUUGAGAUGAUAUGGGAACUUGUCAUCACCAAUGAGCCUAUCGUCGUGAUGGGACCAUCUCCAACACUCUGUGCUAACACAGUCCAGGCCCUAGUUAGUCUCCUCCACCCUCUCAAGUAUGCCUCAGACUUCAGGCCAUUCUUCACCAUACAUGACUCUGAGUUCAAACACUAUACCACCAGGACACAGGCUCCUCCACGGGUCAUUCUGGGAGUGACUAACCCAUUCUUCACUAAGACGCUGGACCACUGGCCUCACGUCAUCAAACUUGGAGAAAUCUCAUCCAGCAAUCCUGGGACAGAGGAGAGCAGACCUCAUCAGAGAAGCAGGUCACCAGGUGACCUCUCUGACUCCAGACCAGGGGUGUUCAGCAGGUACAAGCCCUUCUUGCAGAAAGACAAGACCUUUGCCAGACUGGUCAUCUCAAACAAGACGCCACCAGGCAAAAGGCCAAUGGAGGUGCAGAAUGUGAUGGUCAAGAAACAUGCUCUGGAAUUGACUACCAGUUUUAUCAUACCUCUGGAGAGGUAUCUGGCUAGUCUAAUGCCACUGAAGAGAGAUGUCUCCCCAUGGAGGCCACCACCUCAGCUGAAGCCAUUUGAUAGUGAGUUGUUUCUGAAGGGAAUGGAAGGAGCUGGACCUCACCUCACUUCCAGAGUCAAGGGAAACUGGACUGGUCUCUACCAGUGAGCCAUGACCACUUACUUUUGCAGGCCCACCCUUCUUCUUGACACCUACUUAUGAAUUCCUCUUUGGGGGGUCCUCUCUUUCGUAAAC